Melanotaenia boesemani (Boeseman's rainbowfish) is the source of this 1604-nucleotide messenger RNA. RefSeq names its product glutaredoxin (thioltransferase) (gene glrx). NCBI's taxonomy places the organism in Eukaryota, Metazoa, Chordata, Actinopteri, Atheriniformes, Melanotaeniidae. The transcript is spliced from 3 exons. Bases 96 to 416 code for a protein of 106 amino acids. The record is from RefSeq and is a predicted model, not a curated record.
CACUUGAACUAACCAAACGCUGACGGGGACCAUCGUUCAUCCCGUUAUACCAGUUAUUUGGAACAUCUGUCUUUUGCUUGUCGAAGUUGGUUAAAAUGGCGCAGCAGUUUGUGAAGGCUCAGAUCAAAGGCGACAAGGUGGUGGUGUUUCUCAAGCCCACGUGCUCGUACUGUGUCCUCGCUAAAGAUGUUUUGUCCAAAUACAAGUUCAAGCCGGGGCAUUUGGAGUGUAUUGAUAUAAGCGGGCGCAGCGACAUGGGCAGCAUGCAAGACUACUUCCUGGAGAUCACCGGGGCCCGCACGGUCCCACGGGUGUUCAUCGGUGAGAAGUGCAUCGGAGGCGGCAGUGAUGUGGCAGCACUGGAUAAGAACGGCCAACUUCAGGGAAUGCUGGAGCACAUUGGGGCCCUGCAGUGACCUGCUCCAGACCUCCAGAUGGGAUUCAGUAUGCCGGCGAUACCAGCGAUGUUAGCGGCAACUGACUACGCCACUGAAAUGCUGAUUUAGCCACAGACACGUCAAAAAGAGUCUUUUCAGCUGUAGAAAUGCUGGAUGUGCACAUGUUCACAAUCUUUAAAUUCAACAGGAUACAGAUGCAUCAUGAGCCAUCAUGAGUUUAAUGUGUGAUGCAGCCGUCAUACGGUACUUUCUCCCUGCUUAUUCAACCUGAAGUUUCAUUACUUCAUUAAUGUGGUUUCGAACAAUCUGCACAUGAGGCCGGUUUGUUUCCCCAACAAACAUCUGGAUAUCUCAUGGAUUAUUUAUACUCAUAAUGGAGCCAGCUUGUGUCACUGUUCAUCCCCAGUAACAGCCAGUAGAAAAUUAAUCUAUCACAGAGCCUCAUGCCAGAGGCCAGGCGGUCAUUUUAAAACCAUGUUGGGUUUUAAGGAUGGAUCAUUUUGUAUUGCCCAUGAUGAAAUAGUCCUUAUGCAAAGAGUCCUUAUUGCAGUUGCUCAUCUGCUUGACUUUUUUUGAUUUGUCUUUGAAUUAUGUCUUUUCCUUCUGCAACAAUAUCCCUCAGAGUGAAGCCUAAAUCCAGCAGGAUUCUCCUCAUAUUAACCACCAUCCUCUCAUCCUCUUUUUACUUAUUUUCUCUUUGGAUUUCCUCCUCUGUCCCACCCCCUUUCCACAGGGUUUUGGCGUCCAGAUGUGGUCACAUGAUUAUGCAGCGGGACUUGCGUAGUUUGCGCCGUCGCUGCUGGUACUCACUAAGCUCCUGCAGGUAGCCUCUGGACGGCCAGCGUAGCCUCUCCACCUGCUCACGCUCCUCCUCUGGAACACACAAACACAAAACUCUAAUCUACUGCACACCCAACAUCACGCUAUGCUAAUAAAAACAGUUACAGUGAGAUUUACUGUACUGGCACAUACUCACACAUACAUAAACAUUAGUAACUGCCUGGCUUGCUGCUAUCAAACAUGAGCAAAGAGGAUUAAAUAUCUAAGAAUUUGUUUCCACAAACAAGCGGAUGAAGAUCGGUUGUUUGCUGUUUCCUUCCUCUGAUCUUUGCUUUGCUAAUGCCCUUCAGUACCCGUCCAACAGUCUUCAAUAAGUCUUGUGUAUUUCUGUGUUGCUAAUGAUGACAAUAAAAUGUGCUUCUGCUA